Molecule: messenger RNA, 3216 nt
Organism: Hippoglossus stenolepis (Pacific halibut)
Lineage: Eukaryota; Metazoa; Chordata; Actinopteri; Pleuronectiformes; Pleuronectidae
Gene: abi1a
Product: abl-interactor 1a
Exons: 12
Coding region: 115-1797 (560 amino acids)
Cellular component (GO): lamellipodium; intracellular anatomical structure
Molecular function (GO): SH3 domain binding
Source: RefSeq, a predicted model, not a curated record
UCACACAGGAAGAGGAGCAGCAGGAUUGCGGUUCAGAUCCGCGGAGCUGGAGGCGGCUUCAGUCCGAGGAGGCAGCGGGAACACAGGCUCUGCUGCGGGGGGAAGACAUGUAAGAUGGCAGAGCUACAAAUGCUGUUAGAGGAGGAGAUCCCCGCCGGGAAGCGGGCGCUGGUGGAGAGUUACCAGAACCUCACGCGGGUCGCGGACUACUGCGAGAACAACUAUGUCCAGGCCGAGGACAAGAGGAAAGCUCUGGAGGAGACCAAAGCCUACACCACCCAGUCCCUGGCCAGCGUAGCCUACCAGAUCAAUGCCUUAGCCAACAAUGUGCUGCAGCUGCUGGACAUCCAGGCUUCGCAGCUGCGGCGCAUGGAGUCCUCCAUCAACCACAUUUCCCAGACCGUGGACAUCCAUAAAGAGAAGGUAGCCAGGCGGGAGAUCGGGAUCCUGACCACCAACAAGAACACGGCGAGGACUCACAAGAUCAUAGCGCCGGCUAAUAUGGAGCGGCCAGUCAGGUACAUCAGGAAGCCCCUUGACUACACUGUACUGGACGAUGUCGGCCAUGGUGUCAAGUGGUUAAAAGCCAAGCAACAUGGAAACAAUCAGGCAGUCAGAGGAGGAACACUAUCGAGGACCAACCCGCCGACGCAGAAGCCGCCGAGUCCGCCCAUGUCCGGGCGCGGCACGAUCGGCCGCAACACGUCCUACAAGACCCUGGAGCCGGUGAAGCCGCCCACAGUGCCCAACGACUACAUGACCAGCCCAGCCCGAAUAGGCGGCCAGCACAGCCCCGGGCGCACGGCGUCGCUCAACCAGAGGCAACGCACACACAGUGGAAGCAGCGGGGGCAGCAGCAGCAGGGAGAACAGCGGCAGCAGCGGGGUUGGCAUUCCCAUCGCAGUGCCUACACCCUCCAUUCCCAGUUCUGGACCAGUCCCGCCCAUGUUCGCUCCUCCCCCACCCCCACCUCCUCCUCCUGUACCUCCACCUGCUCCUCCCAUGGCUGGGUUCGGUCCCCCAGCACCUCCUCCACCACCACCACUACCACCACCAGCACCCAUAGUGGUGGCCCCUGGGCCUGGUCUGGGCCCCGCUCCCAUGUCCCAGUUUGGAACCAUCUCGCGGCAGAUCUCGCGGCACAACCCCUCCAACUCCUCUGUCUCUAUGGUUUCGGCCACGGGCACCUACCGCCGGGCGCCGUCGGUCACUUCCCAGUUCUCCUUGCAGCAGCAGCAGCAACUACAGCAGCAGCAACUACAACUACAGCAGCAGCAGCAGCAGCAACAGCAGCAACAGCAGCAGCCUCAUAUAAACGGAGGCACUCCUGGCUAUGGUCAGAACUCAAUGUCUAUCGCUCCUCCUCCUCCCCCCAUGCCCCAGCUGACUCCACAGAUACCUCUGACUGGCUUUGUGGCCAGGAUGCAGGAGAGCAUUGCAGAUACUCCUACUCCUCCUCCCCCUCCGCCUCCGGAUGACCUGCCCAUGUUCGACGACUCCCCUCCCCCGCCACCGCCUCCGCCGGUGGAUUACGAGGAGGAGGACGCCGCUGUGGUGCACUACAAUGACCCCUACGCUGAUGGAGACCCGCAGUGGGCCCCCAAGAACUACGUCGAGAAAGUUGUUGCCAUCUACGACUACUGCCAGGACAAGGGCGACGAGCUGAGCUUCAUGGAGGGCUCGAUUAUCUACGUCAUCAAGAAGAACGACGACGGCUGGUACGAGGGCGUCAGCAACGGCGUCACCGGCCUGUUCCCCGGCAACUACGUGGAGUCCAUCAUGCACUACGCCGACUGACCCGGCAGCGACAGUACAGCCUAUUUAUUCAGUCAUAUCAUAAUCCACCGAGAGACAGACAGCAGCAAUCCCCCCCGACUCCUGAGAAGCUUAGACGUAACUGUAUGAUUCCCCCCCCCAUUUUUUGAUAUGACAGAAUGUUCUUUCCCUGAAUGAUUGCAAAUAAAAUUUAAAGUAAUAUCUAUUUAGUUUAUUUUGGUGUUAUAUGGGCGGGUGGGGGACUUUUACGGAAUAUGUAAAAAAAAAAAAGAAACAAAAAGAAAAAGGUUUGGACUGCACGUGCUCUCGCAGGCUGAACUAACACAGACCAAGCUGAAGGAUGUACACGCUGCCUGGACAAAGAUUCUGUGUUUUAGGGCUUUUGACGGAGCAAAUCAAAUGUUAGUGUCAUGUACGCACCCUCAGUUGAAGUGUUGGUUGUAUAUAACGUGAGCUGCAGCCACUUCCUGUGAUGUAAGUUCAGUGAAUGUCGACUAUAUGAUAAGUUUUCGCCCCCGAGGGCCCAUUUGUACGGGAAACGAACACAGACGGCGUGUCGAUAAUUUACAAAUUUAAAUACUGUAAAGAAAAAGAAAAUUACUCCUCUUGGCGUUAAAGCAUGCUCAGUUUAAAGAGAUAUAAUGUAACCUUGAGUUUAUUGCCAUUAUGCUUCCAUUAUAUUGUGUAUUCACCUUUUUUUUGUUUUUUUUAUUCCACUGUUGUCACUGAACUUUUUCGACCCUGAAGUGAAAUUUCAGGUCAAGUCUCACCUCUUAAAAAAAAACGCUCGUUUGCAUUUGAAGCUAAAAAGUGAAAUUUGCUCUGAUGCUCAUUUAGAUCAAAUCAAGAAAUCACAUUCCACAGUUUCUUUAUGUCACAUCACUGUCAUGCAUUAAAAACUAAUCACAACAAGUCUGUGGGAUCGUCAAUAAGAAGAGCCGGCUCUGAUAAGACCGUGGGGGGGCGUGCGGGCGGGGGGGAAAGGAAGGGGUGAGAUUGUCGUGCCUAACACUGCCAUGUGACAAUUCAGACGUGAUGUAGUCGACCAAUAAACAACUCUAAUACCUCCUCCGUCUUCUCAAAGCAACCACGACCUGCUCUGGGUUCCAGGGCUGUGUAAAAUCCUCCGGGCGCCACAGGUUUACGCAUUUAUCUCUUUAGUCCAAUCAGCCAAUCAGCAUUAGGUUUCACUCAGGUCUCCGAAUCAUCUUGAUGACGUCGUUCUCUUUCCUGUUUUGCCCUCCAACGCUCGUCUAACAUCUAACAGCUGAAGCCUUCAUGUUUUACCCAUUUGUGUUAUUUCCAAUUAUUAAAGUGUUCCAGCUCGAUUUCAUGGGUAGAAACAUUGAAAUCUAUCUCUGUCUGCCCUUCAUUUGUACAUAUGAAAUGAUUGAAAAAUUAAUGUACAGUCUUUUAUAAUAAACAAUUCUAUGUACAACA